Molecule: messenger RNA, 1080 nt
Organism: Scomber japonicus (chub mackerel)
Lineage: Eukaryota; Metazoa; Chordata; Actinopteri; Scombriformes; Scombridae
Gene: mab21l1
Product: mab-21-like 1
Exons: 1
Coding region: 1-1080 (359 amino acids)
Source: RefSeq, a predicted model, not a curated record
AUGAUAGCCGCUCAGGCAAAGUUGGUGUAUCACCUCAACAAAUACUACAACGAGAAAUGUCAGUCUCGAAAAGCAGCCAUCUCCAAGACCAUCCGGGAGGUGUGCAAGGUGGUAUCGGAUGUCCUGAAGGAGGUCGAGGUCCAGGAGCCCCGCUUCAUCAGCUCUCUCAGCGAGAUGGAUAAUCGUUUCGAGGGACUGGAGGUCAUUUCACCCACCGAGUUUGAGGUUGUACUCUAUCUGAAUCAGAUGGGAGUAUUCAACUUUGUGGAUGACGGGUCUCUCCCGGGCUGCGCCGUGCUCAAGCUCAGCGACGGCCGAAAGAGAAGCAUGUCUCUCUGGGUUGAAUUCAUCACAGCCUCCGGUUACCUCUCUGCGCGCAAAAUCCGCUCGAGAUUUCAGACACUGGUAGCACAGGCAGUGGACAAAUGCAGCUACAGAGAUGUUGUCAAAAUGGUCGCUGACACGAGUGAGGUGAAGUUGCGCAUUAGAGACAGAUAUGUGGUGCAAAUCACGCCCGCGUUCAAGUGCACUGGGAUCUGGCCACGAAGCGCUGCGCACUGGCCUCUCCCUCACAUCCCAUGGCCGGGACCUAACAGAGUGGCAGAAGUCAAAGCGGAAGGUUUCAAUCUUUUAUCCAAAGAGUGCUACUCGCUGAACGGCAAGCAGAGCUCAGCAGAGAGCGACGCCUGGGUCUUGCAGUUCGCCGAGGCCGAGAACCGGCUCCUCCUGGGUGGAUGCAGGAAGAAAUGCUUGUCAGUCCUCAAAGCUUUACGCGACCGUCACCUCGAACUGCCGGGGACACCCCUAAACAACUACCACAUGAAAACUUUGGUUUCCUACGAGUGUGAGAAGCAUCCCAGGGAGUCAGACUGGGAUGAGAACUGUCUCGGUGACCGCCUGAACGGGAUAUUAUUGCAGCUUAUUUCGUGUUUGCAGUGCAGAAGGUGUCCGCAUUAUUUCCUGCCUAAUUUAGACCUGUUUCAAGGAAAACCUCACUCUGCUCUAGAGAACGCAGCCAAACAGACUUGGCGACUGGCAAGAGAAAUACUGACCAACCCCAAAAGCUUGGAGAAACUCUGA